UUGUGUGUGCCUCCACAGCAUGGCACACCACUCGGUGUGCCACCGGGGUAUAAAUUCAUGACGGCUGUAAUAUCUAACAGGAAACUAACAUCACUUUGAACUAACAAGAAGAGCUUUGUCCCCUUUGGAGAUUCGAGAGCCGAACCAGGAGAGGUCUAACAAUGAAUAUUCAGUCCACCAUCAAUAAAGAAGUCUUCAUCCCCUGCAACGAACGGAUGCUGGUGGGUUCGGAGGUACGGAGGAGAAAAAAGAAGAGAAUGCCUUUUCUUUCGCCUGGAUCCAAAGGAGACUAUGCAACAUUCAUUUGUGUUUCAGUGACCAACACAAGACCGCACCAGCUCCUCAUUUCAAAGGUGAAGCAGUAUAGUGGCUCCUUGGCCUUCACAAGGACGUCACAGUGGAAGGCGGAGCAACUACGACAGGUCAAUGGCAUUAACCCCAACAAGGACAGCCCCGAAUUUGACCUGGUCUUUGUCAAUGCUGUGGAUCAGUGGGUGGCCACCUCAGCGGCAGAAAAGUGCAUCUUCGUGCAGAUUCUGUACCGCGCCUGCCAGACCUACUGGGAGGGAAAGCCCGGAAGUCUGAUCAAGGCGAGCCGCCGGGUUUCCGGCCAGGUCGGGGCGGCCGGUCCCAAUGAUUCCUCACCGGGGCCUUCAUCCGGAACAGUACGAGCACGACGGAAAAGCUUUGUUGCACCCAGACCACCGGAGUUCAUUAACUGCUCGUCCAAACUCACACGAGACUCCUCCACCAUGAAUCUGUUCAUCUACCGCUGCAAAGCCUUCUUGAAUCAUGUCAAGAAGAAGAUGGUUGGAACACAAAGCAGCUCACAGAAUAGAGUCCAUCAGAUGACAGUGGCUUUGGGAGAGCAUGGGGACAAAGUUACUGCAGCUGAAGACAAGACUGUAGGACUAGUGCACACAGUCCAGCAGCUUGCAGACAUUGCGCACAAGAUCUCCCUUAAAUAUGCAAAAUAGAAUCUCAGUGGACUCUUCCAGGAUGAAGGACAUGAAUAGCAAGUGGAUGCCGAAACAGCAUGCGCCUAAUUGCUUAAUCAAAGCGUAUUUAAAGAAGACUAAGGAUUUAUACGCUGUCACUUACUGUGUGUAUUCAGAAUUACAGCUUUAUUAUUUGUUUCUUGUACUUAAGACACAAGUAUCGUGGUCAUACUAUAUACAGUAUAUAAAUAUGUUGCCAGCCAUCAGAUUAACCUUGUUGUUAAAGUAAUCAUGCUCUUAUUAAAUGCCUUGUACAAAGCACCUAACACACCAGUGUGCAUGUUGUUAUCAUAACUCAUAGUUGCGCAUUGUUGUGGGUUUAUAUUGUGUCCCCGCUGUGUCUUGUCUAUGUUCCCUGAACACUAAUCCAACUGUCAAACAUUGUGUAUUUUGUCUUCUGAUAAAUGCUGGCUAGUCUUUGUGUCUAUGUGACUUAUGUCUUGUCUAUGUAAAUUGAAUCAAAAUGGUUCAGGUAUGUUGCACAAUGACCAUGAAGCAGAGGUACAAUAAAAAGAUCUACCAAUGUGGAAAGUCAGUGUUCAAGGUUCAGAAGUUAAAACAUGAUAAUGUAAAAUGUAUUACUUACUGUACUUGAAUAAAA
Phycodurus eques (leafy seadragon) is the source of this 1599-nucleotide messenger RNA. It is a transcript of the gene stxbp6l, whose product is annotated as syntaxin binding protein 6 (amisyn), like. Bases 162 to 977 code for a protein of 271 amino acids. The transcript has 7 exons. The record is from RefSeq and is a predicted model, not a curated record. Lineage: Eukaryota; Metazoa; Chordata; Actinopteri; Syngnathiformes; Syngnathidae.